Molecule: messenger RNA, 2190 nt
Organism: Trichoderma asperellum CBS 433.97
Lineage: Eukaryota; Fungi; Ascomycota; Sordariomycetes; Hypocreales; Hypocreaceae
Molecular function (GO): arylsulfatase activity
Source: RefSeq, a predicted model, not a curated record
CUUGAGUCUAUACGAGGCUACUCCAAUUCUCCAUUGGAACCCCAAACUCCUGCUUCUAUUUAGAAACAAGCGUUUUUGGAGACUUUUCUUUUUUCAUUUCUCUCAGUUUUACCAAUUUUGACCUUUCUUAUUUUCACCUAAACCCUGUCCUUCCUUCCGGUCCUGUUUCUGCUUCCACCCAGUCCUUUAAUCGUGAUUCAGCAUGUCCUCCGCAAACUCGAAAAUCAAACGCCCCAACUUUCUCUUCAUCCUUGCAGAUGAUCUUGGAUUUUCCGAUAUUGGGUGCUAUGGCAGCGAGAUUCAGACUCCAAAUAUCGACAAGUUGGCGGCCGAGGGCGUGCGCAUGUUGAACACACACGCUGCUGCCGCUUGCUCCCCCACGCGUGCCAUGCUUAUGAGCGGUACGGAUGCCCACCUUGGUGGUCUCGGCGUGCUCAUUGAAUAUAAGAAUAGCGAGAAGGGGGCCAAGAGGUGGUCUGGUAAAGCAGGAUAUGAGGGCUACCUCAACACUGACGUUGCCACAUUACCAGAGAUUCUACAUGAUAAUGGUUACUUUACACUCAUGUCCGGCAAGUGGCACUUAGGUUUGCGGAUGUCUCAAGGACCUUGGAACCGCGGGUUUGAAAAAGCUUUUGCUAUGCUGCCCGGUUGCUGCAACCACUACGGCUGGGAGCCAGUGAAGGAACCUUUCCCGGUGGGCGGACGUCCAAUCCAUGCUGAGGAAGGAAAAAAAGUCGACAUUCCCGCCAACAAGACUGAAGACGCCGAGGGCUUCUAUUCCACCGACUACUAUACCGAGAAAAUGAUUGAGUAUCUUCGCAAUCGGUCCGAAAAUGACAUGGAAAAGCCAUUUUUUGCUUUUCUACCAUAUACUGCCCCCCACUGGCCCUUACAGUGUUCCAAGGCGAAACGCGACAAGUAUAAGGGAAUAUAUGAUGACGGUCCAUAUGCUCUGCGGUCACGGCGUUUACAGAGGCUACAGGAGCUUGGCAUUAUCGAUCCGUCUGUUAUUCCGCAUAACGUAGAAACGACCACGAUGGAUGCCGAAGAAUGGGAUGACCUUACAUCGGAGGAGAAGAAGCUGUCGAGCCGUGCCAUGGAGGCUUAUGCAGGCAUGAUAGACACCAUAGAUGAAAAUAUUGGUAAGGUCAUGGACUAUUUGAAAAGUACGGGAGAAUACGACAAUACUUUCAUCAUCUUCAUGAGCGACAAUGGCGCUGAGGGUGCCGCGCUAGAAGCUGUCCCUGUAAUGGGAGACAACAUCAAGCGAGCAAUCCAUCAGUAUUAUGACAAUUCCUACGACAACAUAGGCGCGUGGAACUCUUAUACCUGGCUUGGUCCCCUAUGGGCUCAGGCAUUGACCGCUCCGUCAAGGUUGUUCAAGUGCUUCCCUUCGCAGGGUGGCAUUCUUGUUCCAUGUGUGGUCAAACCUCCCGUCGGUUCUUUCCAUCCGUCUUUCCUUCCUGGUUCGGUGAAUCGGUCUUUGACGACUGUCAUGGACUUUAUGCCAACUUUCUUGGAGGCAGCCGACAUAUCGCUGCCACCAGUCACAGAGCAUCAGUCGACAGCAGGGAAGGUUAGAAUGACAGCGUUUCGAGGCAGAAGCGUGCAUGCCAUCCGCGGCAAGUCGUGGAUGCCGUACUUCGGCCGUGGUCAGAAGAUAGAGGACGAUGAGAUGUGGACAAUUCACUCGUCGACCGAACCCAUCGGGUGGGAGCUUUUCGCACGAGGCGCCCUACGUAAAGGCGAUUGGAAGAUUGUCCACUUUGCCGAAAAGCACGGCGGCGCAGGCGUAGGUGAUGACGGUUGGGAGCUGUUCAAUGUUGUCCAGGAUCCUGGUGAGACCAAGGACUUGGCAACGGCCGAACCAGCCAAAUUUAAAGAGCUACUGGCAUGCUGGGAGGACUAUGUAGUCGAGUGUGGCGUUGUCUGGGGCGAGUCUGCUGCCGCCCCGGGACUGACCUUUGACGAGGCACCAGAAUUGUGGGAAGAUGAGGUUGGUUUGCAAAAGGCGUGGAUGGGCGCCCAGGGCGGAGCCUGUCCGGCUACUUGUAUAUAGUUAAAGAAGAGUUCAUAUUCCUAAAUGCAUAAGCAAGGCAAGGAAUGGGCAUCAGCAUUGUAUGCCGUAUUGGUCCUUUUUUAUAGAGAUUGGGGGGGGAUUGGGGUCUGAAGAAAACUAACAAACGCGCG